AGCAGCUCCUCCAAGAUGGCGGCAGCGACGGCGGACUCGGGAGCUGGGAGCCCGCAGGCUGUUGACUCCGCGGCCGGGGGCGCCGGGGCCGCGCUUCCGUCCCCCGGGGAGCAGGAGCUGAGCCGGCGCUUGCAACGCCUGUACCCCGCGGUCAACCAGCACGAGACGCCGCUGCCGCGCUCCUGGAGCCCCAAGGACAAGUACAACUACAUCGGCCUCUCCCAGGGCAACCUCCGCGUCCACUACAAAGGUCAUGGCAAAAAUCACAAAGAUGCGGCUUCUGUGCGAGCCACCCACCCCAUCCCUGCGGCCUGUGGCAUUUAUUACUUUGAGGUGAAGAUUGUCAGCAAAGGAAGAGAUGGGUACAUGGGAAUAGGACUCUCAGCUCAAGGCGUCAACAUGAACAGACUUCCUGGUUGGGACAAGCAUUCCUAUGGUUACCAUGGUGACGACGGGCAUUCUUUCUGCUCCUCCGGGACUGGCCAGCCCUACGGCCCCACAUUCACCACUGGAGAUGUGAUUGGCUGCUGUGUCAACCUCAUCAAUGGCACCUGCUUCUACACCAAGAAUGGCCACAGUCUAGGCAUAGCCUUCACAGAUCUUCCGGCCAACCUCUACCCCACAGUAGGCCUACAGACACCUGGGGAAAUUGUGGACGCUAACUUCGGGCAACAGCCUUUUCUGUUCGACAUUGAGGACUACAUGCGGGAGUGGCGUGCUAAGGUUCAGGGCACAGUGCACUGUUUCCCCAUCGGCGCCCGGCUCGGCGAGUGGCAGGCGGUGCUGCAGAACAUGGUCUCCUCUUAUCUGGUGCACCAUGGAUAUUGUGCCACAGCCACAGCCUUUGCCCGAAUGACUGAAACUCCAAUUCAGGAAGAGCAAGCCUCCAUAAAGAACAGACAAAAGAUCCAGAAGCUGGUGCUAGAGGGCCGUGUGGGCGAGGCCAUUGAGACCACGCAGCACUUCUACCCAGGGCUCCUGGAGCAUAACCCCAACCUGCUCUUCAUGCUCAAGUGCCGCCAGUUUGUGGAGAUGGUGAAUGGGACCGACAGUGAGGUCCGAAGCCUGAGCUCCCGAAGCCCCAAGUCCCAGGACAGCUACCCCGGCUCCCCCAACCUCAGCCCCCGCCAUGGCCCCAGUUCCCACAUGCACAACACAGGAGCGGACAGUCCAAGCUGUAGUAAUGGCAUCAUGUCCACCAAGAGCAAACAGAACCACAGUAAAUACCCCGCGCCCAGCUCCUCGUCCUCAUCCUCAUCCUCCUCAUCCUCCUCGUCCCCAUCGUCCGUCAAUUACUCUGAGUCCAACUCUACAGAUUCUACCAAGUCUCAGCCUCACAGCAGCACAAGUAACCAGGAGACCAGUGACAGUGAGAUGGAGAUGGAGGCAGAGCAUUACCCCAAUGGUGUCCUCGAGAGCGUGUCUACCCGCAUUGUCAAUGGUGCCUACAAGCAUGAGGACCUGCAGACGGACGAGUCCAGCAUGGAUGAUGGGCAUCCUCGGCGGCAGCUCUGCGGGGGCAACCAGGCUGCCACGGAGCGGAUCAUCCUGUUUGGCCGGGAGCUGCAGGCACUCAGCGAACAGCUGGGUCGUGAGUACGGCAAGAACUUGGCCCACACAGAGAUGCUGCAGGAUGCUUUUAGCCUGCUGGCGUAUUCAGACCCCUGGAGCUGCCCUGUGGGCCAGCAGCUCGACCCCAUCCAGAGGGAGCCCGUGUGCGCUGCCCUCAACAGCGCCAUUUUAGAAUCUCAGAACCUGCCAAAGCAGCCCCCUCUGAUGCUCGCUCUGGGCCAGGCAUCGGAAUGUCUACGACUCAUGGCCAGAGCGGGCCUGGGAUCUUGUUCCUUUGCCAGAGUUGAUGACUACUUGCACUAGCUGACCAUGUUGGCUGGCCCCACUGGGACCCCCUCAGCCUCAGGGCUGGAGCAGCCCCUGCCCUCCACAGGCACCUGGUGCAGGGACCUGUAAGCCAUGGGCAGAUUCACUCCGCCUGUUUGUCUCCUCCCUCCUGCUGUACCUUUCCCUCCCCUCCUUCCCUGCCUCCUCCUGUUCUGUCAUUUUCCUCCUUCCUUCCCUCCCUCCCUCCCUCCCUUCUUUCCUCCCUUCUUUCCUCCCUCCUUUCUCUCUUUGUCCCCUUUGCGUGCAGCGGCCUGUGAUACAGUAUUGGCUGGUUACUCUCAUGUAGCGCCUUCUACUUAAAAGGGGAUUUCAUUUUAAGGAGGGAUUGGGUUUUAAAUCUUUUAUUUUUUUCUCCUGACUGAGCCACCAGUAUUUUAUCUCUGGAGAGUUUGUGCUGAGCUGGUUUCUGCUACUUUAGUGAUGAAGCCUAUCCACGUUGGUCAUAGCUUAUUAUUUUCAUAAAUAAAAAAAUGAGAUUAUAUAUAUAAAUAUAUAUUAAAAAAGAGACAGUAUUUAUUAUAGUGUUAGUGGUCCAGCACCUCUGGGUGAGGCUGGCCAGACACCCUGUUUUUUGAGUCCAGCUCAUUAAAGAAGAAUGCUCUCUGUCACCUCAGCCAAAUGAUUGGUUUAUUUCAAAUGUCCCCUUCAUCGAGCCACUGGCCUAUCUGCAGCCCAGAAAGCCAUGUAGGUUUUGGUGGGCAGAUUAGGCUAAACUGGUUUGCAGUUUCCCAAGAAGUUCAGGUCCCCAGGCCCAGGAAACUGAAGUAAACAGGAACCAUAGAGCCAGCGAAGGGACAAGUUGGCCCAGGGCUACGUGAGGUUGUAGAAUGUUCUUGGCCAGCACGCUGUCUGCCGCUCUAUCCUGCCUCCUCUGUCUCUUUUCCCUUUCUACAUCUUGCCUCCUUUCAUUGUUAAGAUGGCCAAAUAAUUAAGUUAACUCUAAAUUGAUUGCUGGAAACUACCUGCCUUCAACUUGAGAGCUGCUGUGUUUCCGGUUGCGGCAAGGAAAGCGCCAUUCCCAGGACAGAGGCCCCUGAGCCUGGGGCUACCUUCCAGCCUGCCUGUGUCUUCAUGCCCCCCUGCCCAGUUCUGAUGGAGGUGGUGCUUGCUUUGGAGCAGCUUGGAGUUGGGGAGGCAGACUUGUGAGCCACCUGUUGGUGGGGUGGCUGAAAUCCUGGACUCCAGAGGCCAGAUCAUCGCCGCAGCUGGGCCACACUCAUUCUUAGGGGAGACAAUGAUGAAUAUUUGCUGACCAGAGGACAGAACCUAUUGGGCUUUCUCAGUGUCCACCAGCCUUUCACAGAUCCAUGGAACCAGGACAGACACAGUCCCGAUAUUGCCAUCAGAAAAUCAGGAGAGGAACUGAGUUGGCUGCCAGGACUCAGUCAACCAGCUGUGAGGACUGAGUAUACAGGAGGAGGAAAUAGAGGCACCUUUCCUGAGGAGCCCUAGGAGGACCUGGGGCUCUUCUCUUGCCCACCUGCUUCUCCAGGGAGGGGUGCACAAGUUGCCCCUGAAGAAGAGAUGAAGUUAGUAGCUCCAUAUCUGGUUCCUGGAAUGAGGCAAGCUCCUGUGUCAGGAGACAAAUGGAAUGGUUGGUGUGGCUGAGCCACUGGAACCUGUGGCUGGACAGCAUGAGACAUGAGAUGCUGGCAUCAGACCUACUGCUGGUGAGCAGCUCAGGCUCUGGCCCCAUGUUGGCUCAGAUUUUGCCCUGGACCUAAUACUAUAGACUGUUGCCUUUCCUUGGCACCCCCUGGGGCCCUGGCUGAUGGCCCCCAACCCUUGGCUUAUCAGGGAGGUGGCAUUUGUCUGGAAAGGCUCCCUCACCCAGAGGUGGAGAACAUCAGGCUGUUGCGGUGCUGACCUGAAAGGGACUAGGAACGAGAAUCAUGGGCUUUUGCAGCUAGAUUAGGGUUCAGAGAACAUGUGUGUCACCCCACCCGCACCCUGCCCAACCCCCUUUCAUUUAUAGAAGGAAGCAGGACCAGGAGAUUUAAGUGACUUGGUCAAAGUCACACAGCAAAUUAGUGGCAUGCUGGGAUUGACCCCUGUGGUUGGGUACUUCUGUUCAGUCCAAGCACGGGAUGAUGGUGUAAGGUACCCACCUUUGGGGGUUGUCAGGGCUUUGUUAGUGGAGCGGCUGAGAGAGGGCCCAGGACCACUGUGUGCUGCUUGGAGUUGGGUGUCCUCCUGACUCAGUUCCCAUGGCCACCUCUCCAUUUUCUGUGCCUUAUCUCACUGUUUCAGCUGAGUCCAAGUUGUUUACUCUGUUCCUCUCCAUAGGGGCUCUCUGUCCCAGUUGGACAACUUUCCUUUGGGACAUAAGCCUUUGCCCCACAAGCCGUGGAGAGGACUCUAACCAAGCUGCUUGAGCCCACUGUCUUGCUGUUCGUCUAAUAGGCUGGGCAUGGCUGUCAGCCACUGGUGCCCCUUAUGUACCACUCACUACAGGCUUCUGGAACCUCGAGUGGGGAAGGGACUGGAAGGAGCUCCAGUGGACUGGGUCCUUGGCGAUAAGAACACUUGGCCCUGUUAGUUGCCCGCCCAGGGCAGCAGCUUUCCCUACCCACCCAUUCCUCUUGGGGCACCAAAGGGUCUCUCUUGGCACAGCUUGCAAAGUAAGCCAGAACCCCUGGCCCUUGGAGCUCUGUGACUGAGUUGGAACAGGGACACCAAGAGAUGAAGAGGUGGGGUGUCUGGCCACCCAUCACCUUACUCCUCCAUAAGUAAGCACAAAGAAGAUGAGGCAGAGAACUGUCAGAGCUGCAAGUUCCUUUGGUUGCUCACAACUCAGGUAUGCACACCACAUGGCCGCCGGCCAGUCCCUGCCCUGGGAGCCGUGGCCUGGCGGGGCUCUGGCUGCCCCAGGCGCUGCCUCUGCAGAGGGCUCCUCCAUUUGUGACCACAGCCAAGACAGGUGACCUCCCCAGCGCACACACACUGGUUCUGCCCGUGUCCUUGCAAGUCCAUACUUGGCAUUAGCAUGAAACUUGUGGGCAUGGGAGAGCUUCGAAUUCUAACAUAAAACAUCUUACGAAAUUGUACUUGAGAGAUGAAAAAAAAAAACUCCUGUUGUAUUUUGACAGAUUAUUUUUAUUAAAAUACAUGUCCAUGGGCA
This is a messenger RNA of Suncus etruscus (white-toothed pygmy shrew), 5020 nucleotides long. RefSeq names its product RAN binding protein 10 (gene RANBP10). Gene Ontology annotation, cellular component: cytoplasm. Gene Ontology annotation, biological process: cytoskeleton organization; cell surface receptor signaling pathway. The record is from RefSeq and is a predicted model, not a curated record. The coding region runs from base 16 to 1875 and encodes 619 amino acids. NCBI's taxonomy places the organism in Eukaryota, Metazoa, Chordata, Mammalia, Eulipotyphla, Soricidae. Gene Ontology annotation, molecular function: protein binding. The transcript has 14 exons.